AUGGCAUACAUGAUUUGGUUCAAUCUUCUGCUAUGCAUCGCUUCAGCUUACAAUGCAAUUUUAUCUUCACUUAGUGUCAACACUAAUAAUACCGUCGUUCAUUAUCCUGCUUCACAAAAUGCCAGUCCUACCUAUUUUUCCUCGUUUACUAUUCCCUUUGAUAACUUUCCCGGCCAAAGUGCAACAGUUCAAGUGGUUCAACCGAAUCAGUCGAGCAAUGACAACGCCAUGGAGUACGAUGAUAUUCCAGAUGACUUCCAUUGGGUACUAUUUGGCAACAAGAAUAAGAAAUCGAAAAUUCAACCGA
This is a messenger RNA of Loa loa (African eye worm), 307 nucleotides long. Its product is annotated as zinc finger protein. The annotation marks the transcript as partial. The record is from RefSeq and is a predicted model, not a curated record. The transcript has a single exon. NCBI's taxonomy places the organism in Eukaryota, Metazoa, Nematoda, Chromadorea, Rhabditida, Onchocercidae.